Messenger RNA from Striga asiatica, 1384 nucleotides. The record is from the annotation of a GenBank genome assembly. Lineage: Eukaryota; Viridiplantae; Streptophyta; Magnoliopsida; Lamiales; Orobanchaceae.
AUGGAAAGCACGGACUCGUCGGCCGAGCCCCCAAAACCCCACCUGCCGCCGGGCUUCCGAUUCCACCCGACCGACGAGGAGCUCGUCGUUCACUACCUCAAGAAGAAGGCGGCCGCCGCCCCUCUUCCGGUGGCCAUUAUUGCCGAGGUCGACCUCUACAAAUUCGAUCCAUGGGAACUUCCUGCAAAGGCGAUAUUCGGAGAGCAAGAGUGGUACUUCUUCAGCCCGAGGGACCGGAAGUACCCAAACGGGGCCCGGCCCAAUCGGGCCGCCACAUCGGGCUAUUGGAAGGCCACGGGCACUGACAAGCCCGUCCUGACAGCUGGCGGGACCCAAAAGGUCGGUGUCAAGAAGGCCCUGGUUUUCUACGGUGGCAAGCCGCCCAAAGGCAUCAAGACCAAUUGGAUCAUGCAUGAGUACAGGCUCGCGGACCACAAGGCCCAAACCAAUAAGCCCCCGGGCUAUGACACCGCCAAAAAGGGCUCGCUAAGGCUGGAUGAUUGGGUUUUGUGCCGGAUAUACAAGAAGAACAACACGGCGCAAAGGCCGUUGGAUCACGAGACGAGCGAUGUGGCGGGUCUCGGUUCAAUCCCGGGUCUCAAGCCAUCGUCGAUCUACGGCCCGUUUCUAGAAACCGAGCACAAUUUUUACGACCAACAAGGGAUGAUGGGCAACGAAGCUAACGUCCAUUUGUGCUCGUCGGGCGCAAAGGCACAACCGCCGUCUUUGCAAUUCCCCUUCAUGUCCGCGGACCCCACCGCCCUAGCCGGCAAGCGGACGCUUCAUAAUUUGUAUUGGGAAGGGGAUGAAAACGGGAAUUCGAUUUCUCCACGGACAAAGAGGUUAAUUACCGCGGAAAAUUGCGCGAACGGUUCAAUGGUUGACAUUCUAAGUCAACUCCCUCAAGGCUCGAGUUUGCCGUCGCAAGUGGUGAUCGAGAAUAAUAUCGGGGACGGGGUCCUUCGCCAACCGUACCAGGUUUCGGGCAUGAAUUGGUACAACUGACGAUCGGUUUGUUAUUAAUUGGUGUUCCAUCUCGUAUUCCGAGUGUUCUGAAUACACUUGGAAUACGAGAUGGUGUAAUGUUUGAGAAUAGGAUUUUUUAUAAUUUAUCUUUUCUAAGGGGAAUUAUAAGGAUUGUGUUUUUAUUUCUUGAUGGAUAUGGGGAUAUUUGAGGUUUUUGAUGGUAUAGGAAGAGUAUUGAUACAUGAAUUUUCUUUAGAUUUAAGGGUUUUUAGGAUAGAUGAGGGAGUAUGUGUUUAACUCUUCUUUUGGAUUUUAGCUUUCAAAUGGUAUAUAUGGAUGUAUCAAUCAUAUAUACUCUGUACCUUUGCUCAUUGUAUACGAGAGCUUAUAGAAAAUACUUAUAUUGUGAUGAUCUUUG